Hevea brasiliensis (rubber tree) is the source of this 678-nucleotide messenger RNA. Its product is annotated as leucine-rich repeat extensin-like protein 5. NCBI's taxonomy places the organism in Eukaryota, Viridiplantae, Streptophyta, Magnoliopsida, Malpighiales, Euphorbiaceae. The transcript has a single exon. The coding region runs from base 1 to 678 and encodes 225 amino acids. The record is from RefSeq and is a predicted model, not a curated record.
AUGACCCUAAGGCUUGCAGGUCAAGUGUCGAGCACCCUUCCUUUCUCAAGUGCGAAGGAGGAUUACGUCCAAUGCGGGCCCGUGGCAAUGCCUCACUCGCCCAUCGGGCCCGUGGCAGUGCCCAGCUACCCCCAAUUGCCCCCGAUGCUCCCCCAUCGGGCCUGUGGCAGUGCCCAGCUGCUCCCAAUUGCCCCCGACGCUCGCCCAUCGGGCCCGUGGCAGUGCCCAUGUGCCCCCAAUUGCCCCGACGCCGUCGUCGGGCGUGGUAGUGCGGUGCCCCGGUUGCACCACGAGCAGGCCCAUGGCGGUGCCAGCGCCCCGAUUGCUCCCCCGCCGGGCGUGGCGAUGCCUAGCGCCCCGAUUGCGCCCGAUCGGGCGUGGCGAUGCCAGCUGCCCCCAAUUGCCCCCGACGCUCGCCCAUCGGGCCCGUGGCAGUGCCCAGCUGCCCCUAAUUGCCCCCGACGCUCGCCCAUCGGGCCCGUGGCAGUGCCCAGCUGCCCCCAAUUGCCCCCGACGCUCGCCCAUCGGGCCCGUGGCAGUGCCCAGCGCCCCCCAGUUGCGCCCCUGAAUGGGCCCGUGGCAGUGCCCAGCGCCCCGAUUGCUCCCCCGCCGGGCCGUGGCGAUGCCUCGCGCCCCGAUUGCGCCCACGAUCGGGCGUGGCGAUGCCAGUACCCCUAA